AUGUGUCUAGUAAAUUCAUGCUAUAAAAUAAAUGUUAUUUGUUACAGAUUGACUGAUGGUUCACCGAAUGCCAGAACGUGUCUUUUACAUCAGAAAUUGCAGCUGUUAAAUUGUUGUAUUAAACGAGCGCUUGAAAAUUCCAAUACUGGUUUGGGGAAUUCCUCUGAAGAGGAAUUUUUUGAUUGUACAGACGACGAAGAUAAUGAUGAACAAGUAAAUGAACCCUGGAAUAAACCUGCGGGGAGGUUAAGUCGUCUUGAAGAUGCGACGUUGAAAAAUGGAGAGCCUCUAUAUGUUCCGCGUACGCAGGAUCCUGCCCCAAAAACCGAAGACCAGUUAGAAGAGGACGCGGAACUAAUGGUGCGAUUGGGUGAUGACGCAAAAGCUUCAGAACUACGAGCGAGAAUGAUGAGUGCGUCGCUAUUAUCCGAUAUGGAAGCUUUUAAAGCAGCUAAUCCGGGUUCAGAACUCUGUGAUUUCGUCCGAUGGUACUCUCCAAGGGACUGGAAGCCAGACGACGGGGGAAGUUUGGGCGAUCGUAUGUUAUUACCUGGAAAUCCAUGGCUAGAAGCAUGGAGCGUUGCACGGCCAGUAUCUGCGGCGAGACAACGAAGAUUAUUUGACGAAAAUCGGGAAGCUGAACAAGUUUUACAUUACCUUCGUUCAAGGACUGUAGAAGCGGUAGUAGAAUUGUUGCUACCGGGUAUUCUAAGAGCGGGUGCAGCUAAGGCCCAAGCCGAAGGUGCUGUAAGGACGAACUCCAGCGUGGGCGGACUGGAUACGCGUAGGACAUGCGAAAUGGCCGCUCGAGAUCUCUUUGAGGCCGAGUUAGAAGUGUGUAAAUCGAAGUGUGUGCGUAAAGUGUUGGGGAAUAGUGCCGAAGGGGAACCACUAGAUGUCGCGGGUAGAACGAGAAUUUUAAAUGCGAUGGGAGGUUUGCUUCCAGCUCCCUCAAGGAAGGAGUUCACGUUGCGUGUUAAAGAUUCUGUGGGGCCACAGGUUAUGCGAGCCGCUCUCUCUAAUGAGAUGACAAUUAUCGGGGCGUUUACUGAGCGAAUUGUUUGUCUAUAA
This is a messenger RNA of Pieris macdunnoughi, 1071 nucleotides long. The record is from the annotation of a GenBank genome assembly. Lineage: Eukaryota; Metazoa; Arthropoda; Insecta; Lepidoptera; Pieridae.